Messenger RNA from Camellia sinensis, 1691 nucleotides. The record is from RefSeq and is a predicted model, not a curated record. Lineage: Eukaryota; Viridiplantae; Streptophyta; Magnoliopsida; Ericales; Theaceae.
UCGUGACCAAGCGUCUUCUGAGCAAGCGACAACUUGUAUUUAUAAGGUCCCUGAGGAGCUUCGUACACUAAAAGAGAGUGCGUAUAAACCGCGUGUUGUUUCUAUCGGACCAAUUCACAGCAAUGACAAACGUCUUGAUGCAAUGGAGCAGAUCAAAUUGAGUUACAAAGAAUCAUUUUGUUCCAAGUACAUGUCCGAAACACAAAAGCAACGCUGUUUGACUGCCAUGGAACAACCUCAAUUUGAAGCCAGUGUAAGAAAGUGCUAUGCAGACAAAAUUGAACUCACAAAAAAAGAAAACCAGCAGAAUGGUUCUUCUAAAAUCCUAGCUCAGAUGAUGUUUAAUGAUGGUUGCUUCAUAAUUGAACUUCUGUUCAGGUCCUACUUGGCCAAAAAAGAACCUGAAAAAGCAAAAGAAAAGAAAAAGAAAAACAAUGGUGACCCAAUUUUCGACAGCCCCAUAAGGCUCCGUGCCAUCCGACAUGACUUGCUACUGCUAGAGAACCAGAUUCCCUUCUUUGUUCUUGAAAAAUUGUUGAAGUUUGCUGUGCCAAGUAUCCCAGAUCCUUCUUUAAACAAACGUUAUCUUAUUCGGUGUGUGCUUUCAUUCUUUGGCAAUCUUUUCAGACACGGAGAUGAUACACUUGAAAAGAAGGGUGACCCCCAUGAUUAUCAUAUCCUCGAUGUUUUACACAAGUGCUACCUUCCUGAUCCUUCACCGGAAGAGGAAAACGAUAAAACCAGAUCCAGAUUCCCAUCUGCAUCAGAACUUGACUUGGCAGGAGUACAAUUCAAGAAUCGUGAUGGAGAAGACCUAUUCGACGUUGAAUUCGUUAAACCUCCAGGCCCUUUAGGGUACUGUCGUAGAGCUCAGUUUGAAAUACCUACUUUGUCAAUUCGCGACGACACUGAGCCAUUAUUACGAAACCUCAUUGCUUUCGAGCAAUGUUGCCCUAAUGUUCCACGUCACAUCUCUUCGUAUGGCUUCUUUAUGGAUACACUCAUCAACUCUGCUCACGAUGUUGAACUGCUUGAAAAGGCUGAAAUCCUACAAAACUAUUUGGGUACCAGCCAAGACAUCGCAGAUCUCUUCAACAACAUCUGCAAGGAAGUUGUCGUGGGAAGGUUCUAUUUUGAAAAAGCAUGUGAGGACGCUCGCAAUCACUGUCGCAAACUGUGUCCAAGAUUUAUGGCAUCGCUCAGACGCGAUUACUUUGCUAAUCCAUGGACAGGCAUAGCUGUUGUUGCUGCCAUUAUCAUAUUUGGCCUCACAGUCGUGCAAGCAAUUUACACAGUCCGAGCCUAUUACAAGAAGAAAUGAGUGUCUGGAUAAUCAGUACUAUUUAGCAAAUAUUUAGUGAUUAUAUGUUUGUAUGUAUGAAUAAUAAUCCUGUAGCUAAAAUUAAAUGGAGUUGUUUUCACGAAGAAAUGGCUCAUGUAUAUGUUUCUCAUCUUGGAGUGAUGGAGGGGCUGGCAUAGCGGGGAAAUAUUGGGGUAUUAGGGGCAGUGCAAGAUGGGAUUUAGGGUUUGAAUGAUUAAGAAUAGUAGUUGAAUUUGAAUUUCAUGAUAGAAUGAAGUUAUAACAAUAUGGGAGUGUAAAGAAUAAAUAUGGUUGUUAUUAACAACCACCUUGCCUUGUUCCUAUUAUUAGGAGUGUGUAUAAUAAUAUUUGCCUUCAAGUUUUUAUGAUU